CCCAUCACAGGCUCCUCCCCGCGCCGGUCCCUCCCGGAAGCGCCGGGCGCGCGACUCCUCAUGGAGCAAGAGCAGAUCGCCCCGAAGGCCGACCCCGCUGCCGUGCUUUUCGCUUGGGGUGCAAAUAGCUAUGGGCAACUUGGCCUUGGCCAUAAGGAAGAUGUGCUUUUGCCCCAGCAGCUGAAUAACUUCUGCGAACCCGAGUGUGUCCGGAGGCUCACGGGAGGAGGGGGCCACUCUGCUGUUGUCACAGAUGGAGGAAGGCUUUUUGUUUGUGGCCAGAACAAAGAUGGGCAGUUGGGGCUUGGCCACACCGAAGAUGUUCUGUGUUUUACCCCCUGCAAAUUCUUCCUUGGCUGUCCUGUCCAAUAUGUGGCCUGUGGCUGGGAUUUUACUAUUAUUCUUACAGAAAAUGGUCAAGUUCUGUCAUGUGGAUCCAAUUCCUUUGGCCAACUAGGAGUUCCCCAGGGACCUCAACGAUGUGUGGUCCCCCAGCUCAUUGAGUUCCUGAGAGAAAAGGUUGUCAGUAUUGCUGCUGGACUGAGGCAUGCCUUAGCUGCUACAGAACGUGGCGUUUUGUUUCAGUGGGGAACUGGCUUGGCAUCGUCUGGACGGCGGUUGUGUCCUGGGCAGACUCUCCCUCCAUUUUUGACAGCAAAGCAACCAAGUGAAGUGACGGGUCUUGAGAAUUCUAAAGCAAUUUGUGUCCUUGCUGGCUCAGAUCACUCAGCUUCUUUGACAGAUUCAGGAGAGCUGUACGUUUGGGGAAGCAACAAGCAUGGGCAACUGGCCACCCAGGCUGCUUUCCUUCCUUUGCCCCAGAAAAUAGAAGCACAUUGUUUUCAGGAUGAAAAGGUCACUGCUGUCUGGAGUGGGUGGACACACCUGGUGGCUCAGACAGAAACUGGCAAGGUGUUUACCUGGGGCCGAGCGGACUAUGGUCAGCUUGGGAGGACAUUGGAAUGUGAUGAAGGCAGGAAGCUGGAGAAGCAGGAUUCAUCCCACCCCUGUUCCAGACCCCGGAAAAGGACACCUUCGUCUCUGCAUUGCUUGAUGGGGGCAACUGAGAUGGGAUGUGCUACUCUUGGGGCUGGAAUGAGCAUGGCAUGUGUGGUGACGGCACGGAAGCCAACAUCUGGACCCCAACGCCUGUGCCGGCACUAGAGCUGGCACCGGGACUCCUUGUGGGCUGUGGGGCCGGGCAUUCCCUGGCCCUGUGCCGAUGGCCAGCUCUCCCAGUCACUAGCCCUUCCCUAGAUGCCACUGAGGACUCUGAAUCUCCGGAAGCCACAGCAAGGACAGAAACUGGAAGAGAAGGAUUGCAGACGCUCCCCCCCAAGGCCGGCCUUUCAGGGGCAGAAAGGGGUGGUUUAUGACAGAGGUAUUUUAAUAAAGUGCCAUUUUCCACCCUAA
Erinaceus europaeus (western European hedgehog) is the source of this 1413-nucleotide messenger RNA. RefSeq names its product secretion regulating guanine nucleotide exchange factor (gene SERGEF). The record is from RefSeq and is a predicted model, not a curated record. The transcript has 10 exons. Lineage: Eukaryota; Metazoa; Chordata; Mammalia; Eulipotyphla; Erinaceidae. Bases 61 to 1164 code for a protein of 367 amino acids.